UGCCAUCCACAAGUGGACUUAGGUUGACCCUGAUAGCGCCAGUUAUGUUACACACUUGUGUACUGCUUCACAUACAAGCGAGUUACUAGCCUUGCCAUAUAAAUAGGCCCCAGAACUCCACCCAAGCUCAUUUCGUGCCAUCAUUACCAUGCUGUGCAUUGUAUUGUUGGGGGUGGUGGGGGUGGUGACAGCAUCGCCCAUCAUCCCAGAGGCAGCUCGGGCCCUCUACUACAACCAUGGAAUGUUUGAAGGAGACAUUAAGCUUCGUGCUGGACAGCAACCUGCGAGAGUUGGUUCAGCCAUCUUGGGAGAUCAAUAUCUCUGGCCAGGUGGUGUCAUACCUUACACCUUUGCAGGUGUUAGCAGUGCAGAUCAAAGUGCAAUCCUAGGUGGUAUGCAAGAACUGGAGGAGAAAACAUGCAUCCGCUUUGUGCCUAGAACCUCAGAGUCAGACUACAUUGAAAUUUUCACCAGUGGUUCAGGAUGUUGGUCAUAUGUGGGACGACUAGGUGGUCUGCAGCAGGUGUCACUUCAAGCCAAUGGUUGCAUUUACCAUGGCACCAUCAUCCACGAGCUCAUGCAUGCCAUUGGCUUCUAUCAUGAGCACACCCGUAUGGACCGAGACAACUACGUCUACAUUAACUAUGAAAACGUCGAGCCUGCAUAUACGUAUGCCUUCGACAUUGACACGUACUCGCGCUAUGUGGGUGAAGACUACCAGUACUACAGCAUAAUGCACUAUGGCAAGUAUUCCUUCUCCAUACAGUGGGGAGUCCUUGAGACCAUUGUUGCUCUGCAAGAUGGUAUUGACCUCACCGACCCUUAUGAUAAAGCUCACAUGUUGCAAACUGAUGCAAACCAGAUCAACAAUCUAUACACAAGUGAGUGCAGCCUAAGGCAGUAGACAUUAUAAGGCUAACCUCUACGUACAUCAUGAGCUGAAGCCAUCUUUAAUAUAACCAUUUAUUUAAAGAAUCAAAGAAAUCAUUGAA
Messenger RNA from Procambarus clarkii (red swamp crayfish), 992 nucleotides. Its product is annotated as astacin-like. The record is from RefSeq and is a predicted model, not a curated record. Lineage: Eukaryota; Metazoa; Arthropoda; Malacostraca; Decapoda; Cambaridae. Gene Ontology annotation, biological process: proteolysis. Gene Ontology annotation, molecular function: zinc ion binding; metalloendopeptidase activity.